ACCACAUAAGUGUGCGCCCUCUGAAGAUGGGCAUUUGCAGAAACAAUUAGCCGAAAACGACAUCGAAAGUUAACGUACUGUUGGUGUUUACCACAUUUUUGAAAAAAAAAAACAUAAUGGGGCAGUAUGAUGCUCAAGUCAGGAAUCAGUUAUCAAAGUACCAGCACAAGGAUUUAGCACAACGAGAUGUUAUCAAUGUGUUUGCCUCGUUUAAUGAUUUGAAACCAAAAAUUGAGAAAUAUGCUUUUAAUGAUGGAUCAGUUAAGGAUUUGCUGUGUAUUGAUGGAACUAUUCCUGUCCAUUAUAAAGGGUCAAGAUACAACAUCCCCAUUUGUGUAUACGUGAUGGACACACAUCCAUACAAUCCACCAAUGUGCUUUGUAAGGCCGACUAAAGAUAUGUUGAUUAAACCGUCGAAGCAUGUGGAUGCCAACGGCCGUAUUUAUUUACCCUAUCUGCACGAAUGGAAAUACCCAAAUUCAGACUUGAUUGGUCUCAUACAAGUCAUGAGUGUUGUGUUCGGUGAAGCCUCACCAGUAUACGCAAAGCCACCUCAAGCAGCUCCACCCCGUCCUCAAUAUCCUUCUGGAGGAUCCCCACAUGCCCAACAAAAUGUACCCUACCCCACAAAUACAGGUGAGCUUUUUUCAUACAAAAAUGAGCUACAUGUUCUGACAGCAACUCAAAUGAAGUUAAAAGAAGGUCAACAAACUUUAGAGAGAAUGACAAAUGAUCUUGAAAAGGAGCAACUCGAGGUUGAAGAAAACAUAAAAUUACUCGAGCGUAAAGAUGAAGAAGUACAGAUUAUCUUAAAUAAGAUGGAAGGACAAGAGGAAAUUGAUAUUGAUGAAGCAGUGGUAGCUACAGCACCACUAUACAAACAGUUAUUGAAUUUAUUUGCUGAGGAGAAUGCUAUUGAGGACACCAUGUACUACUUAAGUGAAGCUCUAAGGAAAGAUGUCAUUGAGACUGAAGUGUUUUUAAAGCAUGUGCGAGAACUUUCACGACGACAGUACGUUGUACGAGCACUCAUGCAAAAGGCACGUGCCAAGGCGGGACUGACGGUACACUGAUGUAUAAGAUGGUUUAGUGCGAUAGUUAAUAAAUUUACAAUGAUAAUAAUUUAAUACACACAUGCACACACAUUACAAAUAUAAACAUAUAAUAACAUAAUAAUGAUAUAUAACUGCUUGCAUGUGUGUAAUAAAUUUUGAAAAAAGAGUUUUGAAGUAUGAUGGGGUUAUAACCUUAUUCUGCAUUUAGAAUUAUUUAAAUUUGUUGGUAAAUAUUUUCUUUAAGUCUGGUUUCCUUAAAAUGGCUACACUGUCGGUACAGUGUUUUCAGUGCAGUUGAUGUAAUGCGUAGCUGUCCCUGACACCAUCAAAAAGGCUCCCCGAUUCGACCGACUAAUUAACAUCAACGAAAUCUAUUGGUGAUGACGUGUAGCGAUUGUAUGGAAACCAAGCUUAACAAUAAUGAUGAUGUUAUAGACUUGUAUUUACUAUAGCGCCUUCCACAAUCAACUUUUCUCAAGUAAAAAAAGUACUUUUAAGAAAUUAUUUCUGAAAAAAAAGACUAACAAAAAGAAAAAACAGCAAGAUAACCACACACACAGCACCAUUUCACCAACCUUCCAUAUUGCCAACCAGCUAAUCAUUCCGCUAGUAUAAUGGCAUUUAAUCAACCAAAAAAAUAAGGAAGAAAUUGUAAAAAAUGAUAUGAAAAAAAUAUGAAUAAUGUAUUUAUUAAAUAUGAAAUGUAUAAAAAGUUUGAAGUAUAAAUGUGUGGGUAAGUUAGACCAUGGAGGAAUGAAACAUAAAAUUUUCCACAGUUAGAAAGUGGUAGGUUUUCAAUAGUUUGAAUAGACAAACUGUAACAGACGAGGCUUUGUGAAUAUUAGUUGGUCGUGAGUACCAUAACUUCAAUGGAAAAGGCUUCAUCAUCAAAAGUCUUGAGAUACAAUAUUUUAUGGAAUAGAUUUGUUGGUCGUUGACAUUAAAGAGUAAGUUUGAGAUCACAAGUUGGAAAAUUUAUUUUGGAGAUUAAGUCUUGUAUAUUUUCUUUUUAAUUAAAUUCAAUUUUGGGUUGAAGAAAAUACCAGAUAGUAAGUCCAAGGAUUAAAACAAGGGUUCUCAUCUAUUUUAUAUCAGUAGACAAGUUUGUAGAUUGAAUCAAGUUUGUCCAUCAAUCAUGCAGUCUAGAAGGGGGUGUGACUACUCCCACAUUAAACAAAUGGUAAUAUAGUGUGAAAUGUUGCAAUAGCAUGCCUAGUGGUUUUUAACUGUUAAUUGUUUAGGCUUGUAAUAACAGGCCAGAUAAGAUGCCCUUGCGGACCACAAGGAAACCAAUGGAGUGAAACGUUCGCAUUACUGUACAGCUAGAAAUAGAAAGAUUGUUAGAUUGUUUAUUAACUCUAGAUUUUAAAAUUAUUUAAAAAAAAAUUGUAUACUACAUGAAAUUCAGAUGCUGAUCCUUUUUGAUGUUGAGCACUUCAAGUGCAAGUCUGACAGGUAAAGUAUGUCCUUUACUUUUAGGUAUGAGAGACAAGACAAGUAAUAUUCAUCUUUGUUGAUUGUGAACUAGGAAAACUAUAAUCAGGUUUGCUAUGGGUUGUUUUUUAGGGGGAAGAGAUUUUAGUGGUUAUUUUGCUUCAUAUUUUUUGGGUACAAAAGGUGCAUCUAGUCUACAAGGUGUUGAGCCUGCUUGAAUAUUGUUUAUUUUUUGGAUACAAAGCCACUACUACUUUUUGACUAUCAGGCCGAAAUUUUAUUGAUGGGUGUGUAGCAUAAUACGCUGUAUCAAGUUGGAAAUUAAUAUUGUUCAAAUUUAUUUUUUAUUGAGCAAAUGAAUGAAUGAAGAAAAAUCUUGCUUAAUAUGUUUUUGGGGUUUUGUUUUUCUAAAUGUCAUUGUGACUGAGAACACUUGAUGUUUUGCUUGGUUUCAGAAACAAGAACAAAACAGUUUCCAAAUUUAUAUAUUUUAUUAGAUAAUCCUUUUGACCAUUCAUGAUUCUGGUUCAACUUAGCAUUCAUGUAUACCAUGACAUACAUAAAAAAUAUUUUGGUCCUAUCAACCAUUACAUAUAGGAAUUAUAUCUCUUCAUAUGUAUUGAAAAAUAUGGUUUGGUGGAUUCAAAUUAUUGAAAAUAAAUUUAGAAACUAACAUA
Anneissia japonica is the source of this 3166-nucleotide messenger RNA. Its product is annotated as tumor susceptibility gene 101 protein-like. The transcript has 10 exons. Gene Ontology annotation, cellular component: ESCRT I complex. Bases 117 to 1073 code for a protein of 318 amino acids. Lineage: Eukaryota; Metazoa; Echinodermata; Crinoidea; Comatulida; Comatulidae. Gene Ontology annotation, molecular function: ubiquitin binding. The record is from RefSeq and is a predicted model, not a curated record. Gene Ontology annotation, biological process: protein modification process; protein transport; endosome to lysosome transport.